Cuscuta campestris is the source of this 883-nucleotide messenger RNA. The record is from the annotation of a GenBank genome assembly. NCBI's taxonomy places the organism in Eukaryota, Viridiplantae, Streptophyta, Magnoliopsida, Solanales, Convolvulaceae.
CCUAUUAUUGUUUUACCCUUCGGACGUCUCUUGAUUUCCCUUCUCUCUCAUAGGGUUACAGCGUUUUUCUCAGAUCCGCCCGAAAUCUCGACGAUGUCUACCACGAAGAAGAUCAACCUGAAGAGUUCCGACGGCGAGGCUUUUGAAGUCGAUGAACUGGUGGCGCUCGAGUCUCAGACGAUCAAGCACAUGAUCGAGGAUGACUGUGCUGACUCUGUCAUCCCUCUCCCCAACGUGAAUAGCAAGAUUCUGGCUAAGGUCAUCGAGUACUGCAAGCGCCACGUUGAAGCUGGCAAGUCCGAAGAUAAGCUCACCGACGAGGAUCUCAAGACCUGGGAUGCUGAUUUCGUCAAAGUUGAUCAGGGGACCCUCUUCGAUCUCAUCCUGGCUGCCAAUUACCUCAACAUAAAGAGCUUGCUGGACCUCACCUGUCAAACUGUUGCUGAUAUGAUCAAGGGCAAGACACCAGAAGAGAUCCGCAAAACCUUCAACAUCAAGAAUGACUUCACACCAGAGGAGGAAGAGGAGGUCAGGAGGGAGAAUGCCUGGGCAUUUGAGUGAAUGGAAGAUAUGAAGUCCCUCAUCUUUUGACGCUUGAGUGAUGCUAUGUUGCCUAAUAUCCCCUAGUACAUGCUUCAAAAAACAAAUCUCUUUAUGGCUUAGUAGUAGUAGUAAAUAUGUCUAUCUGGUACUCUAUUUCGUUUCUGAACUUGUCAUUCUGCUCUUCUCUCUAAGAAGCCGAAGUGCGGUUAUCAACCUAUCCUUUUACUCGUGUUAUGACUUCUUGUUUCUCAAUGAUAUUGUUUUACUGCCAGCUUCAACUAUUUUCUCCAUUAUUUUUCCAUUGCACCAAACAUCAUAUAAUCAUAUUAGGUGUUCAUGA